AUGAGUACUGAUUCUUCGAAUUCUGUAAUUGAUUAUGAAGAUAAUAAUGAAAUCUAUGAAUGUAAGAAAAGUAAUUCAUCAACGAGUACCCAUUCAGAUAAUUAUAUAAAUUCACCAUUCCAAAAAAAAGGAAAAGAACUCUCAACUUCUGGAAAAUGGAAGUGUAAAAGAUGUCCAUCAAAAUAUGGAAAGAACACUAGUACCUCAACAUUAAGGCAACAUCUGAAAGUGCAUGAUAUUGUUGCACUGAUACAAAAAAAAAAUAAAUCUGCAGUUAAAAAUCAUUAUAUUUCUUAUUCGACGAAAGAAUGGCAAGAGCAUGAUGAUGCUAUAACAAAAUGGAUAUUGUAUGAUUUGCAACCCUUUACUGUUAUUAAAUGCAAAGAAUGGCGGGAUAUGAUAAAAAAAUUUGACCCAUGUUAUCAAUUUCAUAAUCAUCACAUAGAAAAGGAUCAUGUUGUAACUCUAUUUGAAAAUAAAAGAGAACAAGUAAAAUUAGUACUCUCUCAAAUUCCCGGAAAAGCAUCGUUCACCUCUGAUAUGUGGAUUGCAUCCAAUAAUAUUAUUCCAAUAGAAGUGCGUCAUACAGGCUCCAAUAUGGCUAAUAUUAUAAUGAAUGUCCUUAGUGAAUUUGAACAUGCUACUCAUUUUUUAUCUGCAUCAAACUACCUAACAUAUGGAGAUGUUCGAUUUGUUGUUUUUGGAAUUCAUGAGCAUUUAUCUCGAUAUAAAGAUAAUUCUGAUUUCUCCAAAGCUCAAAUGGCCAAAAUGAUGUAUCAUAAAUUAGAAAGCUACUGGUUAAUUCUUGAUGAUUCUUCUCAAAUCUUGACAUUUCUCGAUCUACGUGUAAAACUAUCUGUGUUCGAAACUGAAAAUGAGAAAAAUAAAGUAGUUGAUUUAGUUUCUGGAUUAAGUGAAUAUAUAUCUGAAACAACUUAA
Molecule: messenger RNA, 939 nt
Organism: Cetraspora pellucida
Lineage: Eukaryota; Fungi; Glomeromycota; Glomeromycetes; Diversisporales; Gigasporaceae
Source: the annotation of a GenBank genome assembly